This is a messenger RNA of Mus caroli (Ryukyu mouse), 3928 nucleotides long. It is a transcript of the gene C1galt1, whose product is annotated as core 1 synthase, glycoprotein-N-acetylgalactosamine 3-beta-galactosyltransferase 1. Gene Ontology annotation, molecular function: N-acetylgalactosaminide beta-1,3-galactosyltransferase activity. Lineage: Eukaryota; Metazoa; Chordata; Mammalia; Rodentia; Muridae. The record is from RefSeq and is a predicted model, not a curated record. Gene Ontology annotation, cellular component: membrane.
CCUAGCGGUCCUGCCCGGCGCCCCGCCCCGCCCCGGGCCUCCGCGCGCCCGGCGCCCGCCAGCUGUCUGCACUCAGGUGCGGGCACCUUCCGGCCGCAACAGUCCCGAGUGCCUGCCGCCGUUGGACCGUCAGCUUUGUCUGGAGCGGGUCGGUUAUGGUUGGAACUUUCCCUGCCCUUCGUUGACUGAGUGAACCAGCCAGAAAUACAUUCCCAGGAAAUGGCCUCUAAAUCUUGGCUGAAUUUUUUAGUCUUCCUCUGUGGAUCAGCAAUAGGAUUUUUUUUAUGUUCUCAACUCUUGAGUAUUUUGUUGCGAGAAGAGGCUGACAUUCAGUCUAACAUGCUUCACAAUGAUCCUCAUGCAAGACAUUCAGAUGAUAAUGGACACAGUCACCUCAAAGGACAGAUGAACUUCAACGCAGAUUCUAGCCAACAUAAAGAUGAGAACAUAGACGUUGCUGAGAACCUCUAUCAGAAAGUUAAAAUUCUUUGUUGGGUUAUGACAAGCCCUCAAAAUCUAGAGAAAAAGGCCAAACAUGUCAAAGCUACGUGGGCCCAGCGUUGUAAUAAAGUGUUAUUUAUGAGUUCGGAAGAAAAUCAAGACUUCCCUACCGUGGGAUUGAAAACCAAAGAAGGCAGAGAGCAACUGUAUUGGAAAACAAUUAAAGCCUUUCAGUAUGUACAUGACCAUUAUUUAGAAGAUGCUGACUGGUUUAUGAAAGCAGAUGACGACACAUAUGUCAUUGUAGACAACCUGAGAUGGCUUCUAUCAAAGUAUAACCCUGAACAACCCAUUUACUUUGGGCGAAGAUUUAAGCCCUAUGUGAAGCAGGGAUACAUGAGCGGAGGAGCGGGCUAUGUCCUAAGCAAGGAAGCCUUGAGAAGAUUUGUUAAUGCAUUUAAAACAGAAAAGUGUACACAUAGUUCCUCCAUUGAAGACUUAGCACUGGGAAGGUGCAUGGAAAUUAUAAAUGUAGAAGCUGGAGAUUCCAGAGAUACCAUUGGGAAAGAAACCUUCCAUCCAUUUGUACCAGAACACCACUUAAUCAAAGGUUAUCUACCAAAAACAUUUUGGUACUGGAAUUACAACUAUUAUCCUCCCAUAGAGGGUCCUGGUUGCUGUUCUGAUAUUGCAGUUUCUUUUCACUAUGUUGAUGCGACAACUAUGUAUGAAUUAGAAUACCUCGUUUAUCAUCUUCGUCCAUAUGGUUAUUUAUAUAGAUAUCAACCUGCCUUACCUGAGAAUAUACUAAAAGAAAUUAAUCAAGUAAACAAAAAGGAAGAUACAAAAAUAAAAUUAGGCAACCCCUGAAAGCAGAACAUAAGUGGACUGAGGAUAAAUGGUCUACAUUGCACUGAAGGACUCUGGCCUUUCUACGGAACACUGAAAUCCCAGUGAGGAACUCACCUGAAGUGAACAUUCCAUAUAGAAAUCUUUCAAAUGGAUGACUAUAAACUGAAGCAUUUAAAGAGCUGUGAAGUUUGCUAAAACGUGUUUUGAUACAGUAAUAUAUAAAUAUAAAUAAAUAUAUAUGAAGAAUUUGUGUUUUUAAAUGGUGACAGAAGAGCUAGAAAGACUCGUUCUGACUGUUCCCGACAGUGUAUGUUGUUAUCACUGCAGUUGGUGUGGUUAGUUUAUCGUCACCUUCUGCACCACCCCGGUUAGAACACAAUGCUGAACAGAUCUGCCUUAAAAAGAAAGAAAGAACUGUUGCUCAGUGUUGUUUCUCAGCUGAUGUGUAGAUGCUACAAACCAGCCUUCCAGUUGCCGAGUGAAAAUGUUCCUGGGAUUAUAUUAUAUAUUAUAUAUUAUAAUUGGCAGUGUUUCCUCAAGAAGAAUAAGAAGGGCACUUGCCCCAAAGUGCAGUAAUUAACCGCAUUUCCAAUUAUUAUGAGCCUUGACUCCAUUAGAUACUUAGUUCUAAAGAUAAUCAACCUGAUACCAAGUCCCCAUUGUCCCCUUUCGAAAUGUUUGACCCUGAAUACCAUUUUUCACUAUUAAUGCUAAUUUACUCAAAGCAUUGGCAGCAUUCUGUAAAUCAUGCAUUUUCAAAUAUUUUGUUCCCAGAUUCACCCAUUGUUAAUUGUAGGUAACAAUUAAAUUUAAUGCUGUUUGGACAAGCUUUUCUUGUAUUUGGUACCUCUCUCAGGAAUUAUUAUUUAGAAGUCUUUACCAACUAUAUAAUUGUUCCUUUUAUUUUCCAUCCUGUGGAGAUGAGACUUGUUUGUGCCUUUCAUAACUUGUUUAAAGCACUUUUAAAAUUAAUUUUUGUCUGAUGUGGCAGGUAACACUGGCAAAUAUUUUUGAAUGCAGCUUUUGGCCAGAAUUAAUUUAAAGCACGAUCAAGUAAAGGGUACUUAAACAAUCUAAGAUGUCAUAUAAAUAACACCCUAUUUCCUGCUGACUUCUUAUUUGGGGAUAACCUUGCCAGCAGUAAUUCCAACAGAACAGAAUCCCAUUCAGACGGCCAUGAGGAGCAACCUGUGUCACUCUGAUGUCACUGGCUGUUUAAAUAGAGUUUCUGAAAGGAUAGAACCUUACCUUGUUUUGGUCAUCAUCAAUACUGAAUGUAGAACAGAAUAUUUUACAGAUUUCCCAUAACAUUAUUUUUAAUUGUUAAUGAUUUAUAUUUCAUUAUGCUAAUUUUGCCUGAUUAGUUCGCCAUUGAGUCUAUAGCUUGGCUAAAUAAUAAAUAUAAAUAGUUUAUACUUACUGUGCCAAAACCAUAACCUUUAUAGAUGAUAUACUUGACAGGAUGUUUGUUUCAUUGACUAGUAUGGGUCACUCUGUCCCUGUAAUGAAAAUACAAAGUCAAAUUUACAGAUUUAACUUGGCUUACGUUCUUACCGUGGUGCCAUCUACCAGCAUCCUAGGCUUCCUGUCUGUGUUUUAUACGGCACUUUACCGUGGUUGGGAUAUGAAUUUGUCUCUAUUCCAUAUGUGCUUCUCUUCUCUACUAGCAGAGUAAAUGAUUUAUCCUAAUCAUCCAAAAUCCUUAACAUUUAUUCAUAGGAAAUGAACGCUGCAGUGAAUCCGGGCUGUAAAGCCAAGCAGCCUGGCUUUUAAGUUCCUCCUCCAUCACUGUUUAUGUAACCUUGAACAAUUUACUUAGUUUCUCUGUGCCUCCGUUUCCUCAUCUAUAAAUUAGGAAUAAUGAUACUACCUACCUCACAAGAUUUUAAUGAGGAUUAUAGAAAUGAAUAUACAUAAGGUUAUUAGAACACUGUCUGGCUCAGAAAAAGGCAUGAUUUUAAGUAUAAGGUUUUAUUCUGUUACCUUGGCGUAUAAAUAAUUUAAUGUAGAUAAAUGAAAUUAUCAAAUCAGAUCUGAAGGAAAUGUGUUGCACAUUUCCUAUAAUACAGAUUAUGUGGUAUUCAUCUAGUGCCUGCUGUAUGCCAGAUAUUGCUCUUAAUCUGUACACUUGUGUUAAUCCUCAAAAUUGGGUGUUAGUCCCAUACUGUAGGUGAGGAGACUGAGGCUAUUCAAGUAAUGUUUCCACUGUCACAAAACUAGAAGGCUGGGAUCUAUAAUCAGAACCUGUGUUUUGUUUGCAUUAUUGUUAGCCUUGGGGUUCGUCGUGUGAAUAUAUGAAUUUGUGGAGUAAUUACACACACAUGGAUGAAUAGUCCAUGACUUCUGGAGCUGCUGGCCAGUAAUAGUCAAAAUGCUCAAACAGCUAAAUGGGUAUGUUUAUUGUUAAACUGUGAUUCUCGUACUCCAACUAUACGUUUGUUGAGAUGGAGAGCUCAAGGUUUGAUUUUUAGCAUGGGACCCUAGAGUAUGCAUUCUUCCAAGAUACCUACUAGUGACUAAAGUAGCAUUACUGAGAACUUGUUGGAGCUUGUUCUUGUCUUCAACCCAGCCUGGACCUGUGUCAGAAACUCCAAGACAGGGCCUAGCACUUUGGUUUGAAAAGUAAUUUUACUAG